Mangifera indica (mango) is the source of this 1719-nucleotide messenger RNA. RefSeq names its product chloroplast envelope membrane protein-like. Bases 267 to 1547 code for a protein of 426 amino acids. The record is from RefSeq and is a predicted model, not a curated record. Gene Ontology annotation, cellular component: membrane. The transcript has 7 exons. Lineage: Eukaryota; Viridiplantae; Streptophyta; Magnoliopsida; Sapindales; Anacardiaceae.
GUUGGACUCUUAGUCACAGUCCAAACACGUCCCCUUUAGCUUAGCUUUAAACUCCAGCUAAUCUCCUCCUACUUUCAUGGGUAUUGCUGCUUUUAGCUUUUGCAUGUUUUUCUACUUGUUUUAAGUUUGUGGUUUAUCAGGAACCACCUCUUAAUUUCUUAAAGUGAUUUUUCUUUAAGAGUAUUGGUUCCUUUAUCUGCUUACUGUAUCAACAACUUACCUCUUGAGGGCUUGAAAAAUGUGGAGUUGUUAUUUACCUGUUCUUAAUGAGCACUUCAUUGAUUUUAUGUCAUAACUUUAUUAACGCAAACCACAGUAGAAACAAUAUUUACUUGCAUAAUUCUUCCUGUUCUUCGCUUCAAAUGAGUGGUAAGAAACAAAGGUUUUGUGGGUUCAUCCCAAAUGCUAAAAACCAUAAUAACCAUUCCAAGGGAAAUAGAAGUUGGUGGCAAAGGUUUUUCUUUGAUGAUGAUGGGAAUUGGCUUGGUUUGAAAGAUAACGAUAUGUUUAAGGAGGAGGCUGAGGUUUGUAGUGAUGAGAAGUUAUCAGAGAGUGAAAAGUUUGAGGCGUGGAAGAGGCGGGCGGAGGUGAUAAUUGAGUUGAGGGAAGCCCAAGAAGACAUGAGGAAUGAAGAAAGUAGAAGGUGGGAGGAUUGGAUUGUGGAUGAUCAUGGAAAUGGUACUGAUGGUUCUUGGAGUCAAGAUUUGGGUAAUGGGGCUUGGGAAGGGAAGGACGAAGCACAAUCGGAUCCCACUGAGUUAUUUUCUGAAAGGGGGUUGGUUGAGUCUGUGAGAGACUUAGUUUUUGGGAAAGAAGAGGAUGAUAUUCUGUAUGAGGACCGGGUUUUUCGAUACGCCUCCUUGAAUUCAGCUAAAUUUUUGGCAGUACUAAUAAUUAUUCCAUGGGCCUUGGACUUUGUGGUUCAUGACUAUGUUCUCAUGCCUUUCUUGGACAGAUAUGUGAAGACUGUACCACUUGCAGCUCAGAUGCUUGACGUGAAAAGACAUCAAAAGCUAGAAAUGGUCAAGGAAUUAAAGGUUCAAAAAGCAAGAUUCCAGCUUGAGGUUGAGAUUGGUAAAUCUCCUCCUCUUUCAGAUGAGGAAGUUUGGUGGGAGUUAAGACAUAAAGCGUUAGAGUUGCGUGAUGAAUGGAGGUUAGAGAACCGUAGAGCUUUUGCCAAUAUAUUGUCGGAUAUGGUAUUUGGGAUCUCAUUAUUCAUUCUUUUAUACUUCAAUCAGAGUAAAGUAGCUUUGCUCAAAUUUGCAGGUUAUAAGAUAAUAAACAAUAUUUCGGAUACCGGGAAAGCUUUCCUAAUUAUUCUUGUCACAGACCUUUUUUUAGGAUAUCAUUCUGAGUCAGGUUGGCAGACUCUUUUGGAGAUUAUUGUUGAGCACUAUGGUCUUGAAGUUGAUCAGUCUGCCAUAACCAUUUUUAUCUGCCUGGUUCCUGUUGUCAUCGAUGCAUGUGCGAAACUUUGGCUGUUUAAAUUUCUUCCAAGGUUAUCCCCAAAGGUAUCAAAUAUAUUCCGAGAAAUGAAGCGUCACUAGUCGAAAUUUUCAAUUGAGUUUUGCAAUUCAUUUGAGAUAUAGUACCAAACACUGCAUUUUCCAUAGAGUAGUGUGUACAUCUAUAAGUAACAUGAAUGAGGAUAAGGACUGCCUCUCAAGCUUUGCUUAAAAUGGAGAUCAUAUCAAUUUAAUUAAGAGCUUGACAUGUCGA